GCGCUGGGUAGUGUGGCGAGCAUGUGGUUGAGAAUUUAUUACUAGCUUCCGCUGUUUUCCUUUUCCCACUCUUCAGCAUUGCGUUUGCCGCGCCUGCAACUCCACAGGAUCAGUGUAGCGUGGGAACCAGCAAUGUCUUUCAACAGGUUUCAAACCCGGAUGGAUCGUAUGUAUACUCUCUAUCGUUGUAUUAACGAGACAUCUUGCUACAGGAGUUUCUUUCUUAGGGGUCUCCAAGUAAAGGGAUACGACAUUGCCAUUCCGCAAUCCUCGAUCGAAUCCAAUGUCCUUGAGAAGCGGGCAAUGCAUGGAACCCUCCAAGUAAUGUGGACUAUUACUCUUUCGGCUUCAAAAGACAUCAUCAUUCGCGCACUUGUCAACUUGGUCAACGACCAAAUUACCCUGUUCACGGCGAUGACAGGCAUGGGCGUCACUGUCGACAAUGUUGCUCGACUCUCUGGCAACCAAGUCGCCUUUGAAGUUGAUGCGGCAGGGAGAUGGGGCGACACUGCCGCCAGAUUUGUCUAUGAUUUUGGAGUAGGAACCGUCGUCAGCUUCAUCAGAGAAGGUGCUCGGGAUACUGGAGGAUACAAUUUGCCAGUCGACACCGAGUACUGCUACACUAGACCGGCAUAAGUUGCCGUGUAUCUCACUCGAUACGCAUUGAUUACUCGCCAUGUAUCUUCUACGCAAGUCGUUCUGCCAGGAGACCAGACCUUAUAGCACCAUAUAGGCGGAUGGUUGUAGUGCUCAGUGGAAGCAUGGGCUCAAAGCAUUAGUGUUGGUAUACACGUCAGCAGGGCAACCGUACGGUUGGAACGAAGUGUCA
This is a messenger RNA of Colletotrichum phormii, 829 nucleotides long. RefSeq lists its product as uncharacterized. The transcript has 3 exons. The coding region runs from base 133 to 636 and encodes 167 amino acids. NCBI's taxonomy places the organism in Eukaryota, Fungi, Ascomycota, Sordariomycetes, Glomerellales, Glomerellaceae. The record is from RefSeq and is a predicted model, not a curated record.